GUCCCCCCAGGGCACAGCUCUUUGGGGCAGGAGGCGGGCACCACCCCUGCCAGGACUCGGGGCGGUGGCAGGCCUCCUCGGGCGAGGACUUGCCAGAGCUGCUGAUUUUGGUGCAGCCCCAGCCAAGGGGGGCAGAGCGGCAUUGGUGCCCUUGCCCCCACAUUCCUUUGGUGUGUCACAGCCCCGUGUUUGGGAGGGCCACCAGCCGGGACUUCUCCCAAGGAGCCCAUGCCAGCUUCUGUGGAGGCCCCGUGCCCUUCCCGCUGUGCCCGCGUUGGCAGCCGAGGGGGCUCCUUCUGCUGCUGUGGGCAGGCACAGCAGGGGAGGGUUUGCUUAGUUUUUGAGCUGGGCCUAAAGUUCAUGUCCAGCUGUCUUAGAUACUUUGGAGAACGGACUCCUUCCGACCUGGGGCAGGUUGGCCGGGCGGGGGGAGGCCCCAGGGCAGGUGGCAGUGUGUCACAGGGCCUUUGUGACACGGUGGGCAUCGCCGAUGGUGUGCGACGGGGCAGGGUGUCACAGGGCCCUUUGUGACACGUCAUGACAUAGUACCGGUGGUGACGUGGCCACGCCUCAGUGCUCCUCGGAGCGUGCGACGGGACGGACGGGACAGAGCGGUGCUGUGCGGAGCCCCCGUGCAGCCAACUCUUUCCUUGUUGACCCGGAGCGUUUUGGAGGCUUUUCUGCGGUGCAAGCGCCCUCGAGGCCAGAUCGCGGGACUUGGUGACGCGGAGCUUUUGCGAGGUGUCUCCAAGCCCUGUGGCGAGUGCCCUUGAGGCCACACCGCAGGACUUGAGAACCCAUACCCUUUCCUCAGCUUUUCUCACAUUCAGUUGCUUUUGAGGCCAGACCGCAGGAUUGGUGACCCGGAAAUUUUCCGAGGAGUCUCCAAUCCCUGCGGCAGGUGGCCUCGCAGGCAGCCUGCAAGACUUGGGGACGCGGAGAUCUUCCGAGGUGUCUCUCUCUUGCAGGUGCCCUGAAGACCAGUCUGCGGGAUGGCAGGAAGACACCUGAGCCUGCUCAGGCCCGUUCAGACAAAGAAGGAAGGCCCUGGGACUGACCCAACACAGCAACCUGAAGAGGUGGAGCAGUCCCAGCCCCUGCAGGAGGAUCCAGGCCGGCACCAGACACCAGAGCAGGACCGUGCCCGGGGCCGCUUCCGCAGGGCAGCACAGGCCUUUGUGAAAUUCUUGAGCGUUCGGCAUAGAAAGUGCAGGAUCACACCAAUUGAGGUCAUGGCGCAGCCUGACCCCACGCCGACCGAGCUCAAGGUUGACCUCGAUGUCGGCACCGCGUCGACCGAUGGCACAGCAAACCGUGACACCGCGGUGACCGAUGACACGACAGCCUCCAACACCGCGCUGCCUGAGCUCACCCCGCAGGCUGACGGUGCAAAGACUGAGGGCAUCGCGGACGCUGACAGCACACCCGUUCAGCACCUGCCCGAUGAUCCCAGUCUGGAGGUUCUUGAAGAGGAAGUUAUCUCUGUGGAAGAAGCCAAGAAACCAGACAGGGGCAUGGAGCGGAGACCUCCCAGGGUGCCCAAGCGGGCGCAGGUGAAGAAAGAGGAGGAAGAAGGCCCUGGGCCUGCCCCCGCACAGCAGCCUGAGAAGGCAGAGCACUUCCAGCCCCUGCAGAAGGAUCCAGGCCGGCGCCGGACACCAGAGCAGGGCCGCACCCGGGGCCGCUUCCGCAGAGCUCAUCAGAGGGUGCGGAAAUCCGUUCCCGUUCGGCGCAGAAAGGCCAGGACCUCACCACCCGAGCUGCUGGCACAGCCUGAGCCCAACCCGACCGAGCUCAAGGCCAAGGCUGACGCCCCAGGGACUGAGGGCAUUGCAGACGCUGACAGCACACCCAUUCAGCGCCUGCCCGAUGCUCCCAGUCUGCAUGUUCCUGAGGAGAGAGUUGUCUCUGCUCAAGUGCCAGCCCUGGUCAGGUCCAUCCACUCGUGGCUGACCUCCAAUGUGUCUGCUGGGCACAUGCUGGAUAAGACCCUUCUAGCACUGACCGAGGCACACCCCGUGGAUGUCGCCAUCACCCUCCUGCGCUGCGCCCCCUCGUGUGACAGAGCUGCUGCAACCAUGUGGAGGACCAUCGCCUCAUCGGGAAGGACACUGCAGAAGGUGCUGCCAACCCUGCUCGACGUGAUGGAGGACUGGCCGUGGUACUACACGGGCACCUCCGAUGGGGACAACACAGACGUCUUUGCCCUGGCUGCAACUCUGGCACUGUGGAUGAUUGUCCAGGAGCCCCAGUGCCCGGGGCCUUUGAUGGACUAUUCCCCCCAUCUCCUCGUGGAUUUGCUCUUCCAAGUCUUCGUCAGCACAGAGCAGACGUCAGAGGAGGUCGACACGUUCUGGAGGGGAUGCCAGGAGCAACACGACCUUCCCACCGACCCCAACAGGUGCUCCAUGCCAGUCCUCCCCUCCCUCCCAUGCCCUCAGGACUGGGGCCAGGGCUCCCAGCGUGACCUGGGCUUUGCUCUGCACACAGGUUUUCAGUGCUGA
This is a messenger RNA of Pseudopipra pipra, 2504 nucleotides long. RefSeq lists its product as uncharacterized. Gene Ontology annotation, cellular component: cytoplasm. The record is from RefSeq and is a predicted model, not a curated record. The coding region runs from base 993 to 2504 and encodes 503 amino acids. The transcript is spliced from 9 exons. NCBI's taxonomy places the organism in Eukaryota, Metazoa, Chordata, Aves, Passeriformes, Pipridae.